AUGGCUUCUGAGGGAAAGGGGACUGCAAGUAGACGCGGCAGUCAAAACGGCAACAACGACAACAGGUGGUCGCUUCAGGGAAUGACCGCUCUCGUCACCGGUGGUACCAAAGGAAUCGGGCGUGCCACUGUUGAGGAAUUAGCGGGUCUUGGGGCUACAGUGUACACCUGCUCCAGAAAUGAAGCUGAAAUUAGUGAACGCUUGAAAGAUUGGGCAAGCAAGGGUUUCCGAGUGAUGGGUUCGGCUUGCGACGUUUCCUCGAGAUCGGAGAGAGAGAAGUUGAUGCUCACCGUGUCCUCCCUCUUCGAUGGCAAGCUCAAUAUCCUAGUAAACAACGUUGGGACUCUUGGGCCCAAUAGUGGAAUGCCGACCGUGGAUUACACGCUAGAAGAUUUUUCCUUCAUCAUGACGACUAACUUCGAAUCGGCUUAUCAUCUCAGCCAGCUCGCGCAUCCUCUUCUUAAGGCUUCAGGAACAGGAAGCAUCGUGUUCUUGUCAUCCGUUUGCGGCGUCGUUUCCGUGAGCGUUGGAUCAAUUUACUCGGCCACCAAAGGGGCAAUGAACCAGUUGACCAAGAAUCUGGCUUGCGAAUGGGCUAAGGACAACAUAAGAAGCAACUCUAUUGCACCUUAUUUCAUAGAAAGCCCAUUCACCGACCAUCUACUCGGCAACGAGAAAUUCCACGAGGAGGCGAUAGCAAGGACACCGCUCGGUCGCAUCGGAGAGCCGAAGGAGGUUUCGUCGUUGGUGGCCUUCUUGUGCUUGCCGGCCGCCUCUUACAUUACGGGGCAAACCAUUUGUGUCGAUGGAGGGUUUACCGUGAAUGGCUUCUUGCUUCCUAAAGCAUGAGUCCAACUUUCUUCUACCUCUAAGAUGUUCAUCGUACGUUUUUCG
Eucalyptus grandis is the source of this 894-nucleotide messenger RNA. Its product is annotated as tropinone reductase homolog At2g29290. Gene Ontology annotation, molecular function: oxidoreductase activity. The coding region runs from base 1 to 849 and encodes 282 amino acids. The transcript is spliced from 5 exons. The record is from RefSeq and is a predicted model, not a curated record. NCBI's taxonomy places the organism in Eukaryota, Viridiplantae, Streptophyta, Magnoliopsida, Myrtales, Myrtaceae.